Messenger RNA from Musa acuminata subsp. malaccensis (wild Malaysian banana), 1289 nucleotides. RefSeq lists its product as uncharacterized. Lineage: Eukaryota; Viridiplantae; Streptophyta; Magnoliopsida; Zingiberales; Musaceae. The record is from RefSeq and is a predicted model, not a curated record.
AUCUAACCUUAAAAUGCCUCUUCGUCUCCACUUAAGACUUGCCCAACGAGAGCGAACCUAAGAGCCGGAGGUCCCUCCAAAGACCGAUUUUUAUCUGUCCUCCUCCUCCUCCUUUGUCUCUCCCCUCCCAAAUUGUUUCCACUCUUUUCUCGAUCCUUCUUCCUUGGCCUCGUCGGAAUUCGAGGUACAGCUCGUAGCCUCCUCCUCCCUUUGCAAGGCGGUAAGAAUGUCCGAAUUGGUCGGAGCGACCGGUGGUUUCUGAGAAUUGGGGGUUGUGAGGUCUUCCUGUUGAUGGGAGCCAGCGCCAACCCGUCGGGGAACACGGAUGGGGCCAACGGCGGCCCGUUACGCGCAGGCGGCGGUGAUGCGGGUGGAGGUGGCUCUUCGGUUCCUGGGAACCCUAGCAAUGGCACCACGCCUGGGCCGGCGCAGGCGCUGAAGCAUAACCCCGGGCUGUCAAUUGAGUGGUCCGCGGAGGAGCAGACCAUCUUGGAAGAAGGGCUUAGCAAAUAUGCAUCUGAAUCAAUUAUAGUGCGUUAUGCAAAAGUUGCCAUGGAACUAAGGGACAAGACAGUUCGUGAUGUGGCCUUGCGGUGCAGAUGGCUGUCUAAAAAGGAGAACAGUAAGAGAAGGAAAGAAGACCACAACUUGACAAGGAAAAGCAAAGAUAAGAAGGAGAAAAUUACAGAUUCUGCAAAAUCAUCAGGCCACCUUGGGACACGACCUAAUGUUCCUCCAUAUGCACUGCCCAUGCUUCCUGUGGAUGAAGAUGAUAUUUCAUAUAAAGCAAUUGGUGGUCGAACAGGAGAGCUUCUUGAGAAUAAUGCAGAGACCUUCACUAAAAUAUCAGCAAAUUUUGCUAACUUAAGGAUUCAGGAUAACAUCAAUCUAUUUUGCCAAACACGGGACAGCAUACUUGCAAUUUUGAAAGACUUGAAUGAUAUGCCUGAAAUAAUGAAGCAGAUGCCACCACUUCCAGUAAAGUUGAAUGAAGAACUUGCCAACUCUAUCCUGCCAAGGACAACCAUGCCUAUGCAGAAUUGACAGGAAAAAAGACCAACUUGAUCUGAAUCUACAUACAGUAGUUAUCUUAUCUAGUUUUCCUGUUUGUUGUAUAUUAUAUUUCUUAUGUUCUGAUGAUAUCCGAUGAUAAGUACAUAGUCGCUACAGACAACCUAUGCACCAUCAAGGAUACUGUAUCAGUUAUAUUAAAAACAGAUGCUAGUCAUUUUUGUAACAGAUGUUGAUUCGUCAGAUUAAUAUAGAGUGCAUAUGUAGUCCUUACUCCA